This is a messenger RNA of Phyllotreta striolata, 659 nucleotides long. Lineage: Eukaryota; Metazoa; Arthropoda; Insecta; Coleoptera; Chrysomelidae. The record is from the annotation of a GenBank genome assembly.
AUGGGAAUAUUUCAGGUGCAAAUCGAUGGUAAACCAGAUGGUAUUUUGGAGAAGAAAUUACCUCCUAAUCCAGAAGGAAGAAUGUUAGUAGGAAGUGCUGAUGAUGGAAAAAACCAUCACGGAGCUAAUUGCAAUGGAAGACGCGAGAGCGGUCCUCAAUUCGGGUUCAACGAGCAACGACAGCAACAGAGAACCCAGCAAAUUGGCGGAGGUUUCGGCCUGAAACUGGACCUCGGCGUUUCCAACGGCAUGUUUUCCAGGACCAGCCAGAACGAGCAAAUCGGCAGGAGUUUCCAGAAGAGGUCACUCAGAGAGCCCAAAAAGUGCUUCGUGCUGAUCGUCCAAGCGCCCCCACAAGUAAGCAGUAGUACCGGGGCCAGUAUCGAUCCGAGGGGACAGAACGUAUCUGGUACUGCCGCUGGGCGGCGGUAAUGACAUUAGAAUCAUUAGAUAAUGCAAUUGCAUGCCGGUAAUCGAAUUAAAAUUAAGUGCAAUUAUUUUAUUCGUGUAUGUACAUCCGUUUUAAGUACUAUGUAGAAUGAUAAGUAAUAAUAUAUGUACAGGAUGUCUCAUAAGUUGGUACUUUUUUUUAGUUGCGUAUAGAUCUUUUAAUUCUAAGCAACUUUUUCAAGUUCAAUCUUUUUAAUAUUCUGGAAAAU